Molecule: messenger RNA, 1328 nt
Organism: Jaculus jaculus (lesser Egyptian jerboa)
Lineage: Eukaryota; Metazoa; Chordata; Mammalia; Rodentia; Dipodidae
Gene: Ltf
Product: lactotransferrin
Exons: 10
Coding region: 47-1171 (374 amino acids)
Biological process (GO): iron ion transport; antibacterial humoral response
Cellular component (GO): extracellular region; early endosome; plasma membrane
Source: RefSeq, a predicted model, not a curated record
UGCAGCCUUGCCCUCCAGGUCCCCGGGAUCGGAUCGGAUCGCAGACAUGAGCCCGCACACCUUCCUCUUCGCCGCCCUGCUGCUGCUUCUCGCCGUCCUGGUGGAGCAGAGCGAGGCAGCCAGGCGCCCCCGGAUUAAGUGGUGUGCGGUGGGCAGCGAGGAGAAGCGCAAGUGUGACCAGUGGAGCCGACGGAGCAACCGCAAGGUGACCUGCGCCUCGGCACCCACCACGGAGGACUGCAUUGCCCUGAUCCUGAAAAAAGGUGCGGAUGCCAUGAGUCUGGACGGAGGGCACAUCUACACUGCGGGCAAGUGUGGCUUGGUGCCUGUCCUAGCAGAGAGCCAGAAAUCCUCCCGAAGCCAAGACACUGACUGCGUGAACAGACCGGUGGAAGGGUAUCUGGCUGUGGCAGCGGUUCGAAAAUCGAAUGCUGGCCUCACCUGGAACACUCUGAAGGGCAGGAGGUCGUGCCACACCGCCGUGGGCAGAACGGCAGGCUGGAACAUCCCCUUUGGGCUGCUCUUCAACCAGACAGGCUCCUGCAAUUUUGGUGAAUUCUUCAACCAAAGUUGCGCCCCUGGAUCCGACCCAAAGUCCAACCUCUGCGCUCUGUGUGUUGGCAACGAAGCGGGAGAGCACAAGUGCGCAGCCAACAGCCAGGAGAGAUACUUCGGCUACAAGGGGGCGUUCCGGUGCCUUGCUGAGAAUGCAGGAGAAGUUGCAUUUUUGAAGGAUUCCACCAUCUUGCAGAACACUGACGGGAAGAACCCUGAAGAGUGGGCUAGGGAUUUGAAGCUGGAGGACUUCGAGCUUCUGUGCCUCGAUGGCACCCGGAAGCCUGUGACUGAGGCUCAGAACUGCCACCUGGCCACGGCCCCAAAUCAUGCCGUGGUAUCUCAGAAAGAAAAGGCGCCAGUCGUUGAACGGGUGUUGCUGGAGCAACAGAUGCUGUUUGGGAGUAAUGGAACCAGGUGCCCAAGAGACUUCUGUCUGUUCCAGUCACAGACCAAAAACCUUCUGUUCAACGACAACACCGAGUGUCUGGCCAAACUCCAUGGCAAAACAACUUAUGACAAGUAUUUGGGACAGGAGUACGUCACGGCCACCACCAACGUGAAACAAUGCUCAAGCUCCUCACCCCUGAAAGACUGCACUUUACUCAGCAAGUAAUCCCCAAGGAAAUCUCCCAGCCUCCCUAGGGAGCCUCAGCCCUGAACCCCUGGCAUGUUAAACCCCGCCUUCCACCUCAGAAGGUGAAGUUUGCCAAGCUUCUGUUCCUAUAAUCUCCCACUGUCAUUUUAAGAAGAAAUAAAAUGAGAAAUAAUGA